CAUUCCAAUGAUAGAAACGAGACGGUUACAAUCUUAUAGCCCAAACAAGUCAUUUAUCGGCCUAAUUUUGUGACCAGAAGUUUGAAUCAUCUGAGAAAUUAUUGAAUUUCAAUUAUUUUACUCACGACUGUACUCUAUGGAUGUUAUCGAAUAUCCUGUCUCGAUUAGAGAACAUGGUGGAAUAAUUGUAAGACAGGUGGUGGAAGAAGCUGAAAUUUCUAAUUUAUAUCAUAUAUUUAAAAUCCAUAUCUGAGUAAAAUGAAUGGUGAAGUGGAAUUUCACAUUCGACAAAAUUAUCAAUGGGUAAAACUACCGGUGACUGUCAAACAGAGUUUAGGUAAUUCACAAAAGGAGUACGAAAAAUGUAUUGUGAACUUCAGCAUAAAGAAUCAGCUGCGAUACCGUGGAAAUCUUGUAAGAUUUGUUCGCAAGGAUGAACGGCGAUACUAUGAAGACCUACUGAGUUACAGCAGAGAAAAUCUUAUGUUGUAUCCUUACCACUUAUCUGAUGUGGUGGUUAAGGGUCUUCGUGUGACACCAUUUCAGUAUUAUAUCUCGAUGAUGGAGAAUAUAAUGGAGCAGGAGAAAAGCUAUGACUCACUGCCAAACUUUACCGCUGCCGAUUGUCUGAGGUUGUUGGAUAUUGGUCGCAAUGAAUAUAUAGACUUAAUGAAUCAGUGUCGCUCUGGUCGCAAACUCUUUCGGCGAAAGAAUGUGAGGGACCUCCUCCCACCAAAGCCAGCAGGGAUUAAUGUAGAACCUUGGUGGAAUGUUGAAGUGGGAUGUGUAAUCGAGGAAGAUAUCAAGCUGAUUUCUCAAUCAGAAAAAGAAUUAAUUGAUAGAAUUAUUGAUCAUGGAUGUCAGAAAGCUGGUGAUCUGGAUUACAACUUGGUUCACAGUUUGUACAAGAAAGGUCUUAUCUACCUAGAUGUACCGAUAGAGGAUGAUGACUACAUAGUACUACCACCAUUAGAAGGCUUUGUUAUGAAUCGAGUUCUAGGUGACUACUUUGAGACAUUGCUGUACAAGAUUUUUGUGUCCAUUGAUGAACACACGUCUGUGGGUGAGUUGGCAAAUGUACUCCAAAUCGAUGCUCAGGCUGUAAAGAAUGCAGUGUCCUUGUACUGCCGACUUGGCUUUGCUCGCAAAAAAAGCCAUGAUUCUGAAUGUGCAGACCUUAAUCCCACGUGGAGGAAUGUAUUAAAUCCUGCAAGGAAUAGAGCAAUGUCUACAACAGAAGAACCACUGUUACUGGAGUUAAACUCUGCAUUGAUUGAAGCUGGAAUUACACCACCAGAAGAAAUUUCAAGUGGUACAGAAGAAGUCGAACCCACCUUCCUGUCCAGCCAACCACGCAGUAGGCGAAUAGCUUUCUUAUUUGAUUCGACUCUUACAGCAUUUCUUAUGAUGGGCAACUUGUCUCCUGGAUUGAAAAAUCAUGCUGUAACAAUGUUUGAAGUUGGAAAGUUAUCAGAUGAAUCUUUAGACAGCUUUUUGGCUGAACUGGAGAAGAUCUCGACUGCUGACAGUGAAGGAGAGGCGCAGCGUUACUUUGACCAUGCACUUAUUCUUCGUUCCACAAUCUUAUUCCUGCGUCAUAAUCGUGCCAUGGGAGAAGAUCUUAACCUGGCACUUGAUUUGAUUCGCUGUGAGAGUCUUCAGUCACUCGAUCCUGCCACGUGCUCUCGGCUGCUCAACAAGAACUACAUGUUACUGGUAUCGAUGGCUCCCCUCAGUAAAGAGAUCCGGCCAAUUAGCAGUUGCAUGCCUCCACAUCUAGGUCCAGCUGUGCCUGAAGUGAACACUGUUUGGUUCAAACUCUUUAUCUACCAUCUUACUGGCUAUGGCCCACCAUCAUUGUUACUUUCUAAAGGAACCCGAGUGAAGAAACUGCCUCAGAUAUUUCUCAACUAUGACAAGCUUCUGGUCACAACUUGGGGACAUGACCCAGGGGUGCUUCCUGUGUCAAACAUAAUAUUCACGCUCAAUGAUGCACUUUGCCACUCUGCAGUUCUUGUCCAGGCUUAUGGUGUAAAUCGUGGGGCAGAAACAUGUCUAAUUCCAUUCCCUUCAUCUGGGAAGACCCACUGUACAAAAGGUAAUGGCAAGCAGAAAUUAGACUGGAGUUCCCAUCCUGCAGUCCUUAAAUUGUCAGAUAAUAUAGACCUGGUUCACAAUUGUGGAUUUAUCACUAUGGUGAACCUAAACACCACUUGUAAUAAUGGCCUAAACAUUGUUGGUCUGCCUACUGAAGCUAACACAGCAACGUCCACUCAGCAGAAUGAGAGACAAACCAGUCUUGUGGAAGCUUGGGUCGCUGCUAACAGCAGUCCACUUGGUGGUGCCAAAACAUCAAGCAGUCCAGUGAAUGGUUUUACAAGUGAGGAAUGUGCAGAUAUUUUAGAACAAGAACUGGAUAACUUAUGUGGUGAACAGUCCCCUAAAUUGGAACAGCCUCAAUAUGUGCAUAUUGAAAACUCUGAUAAAAGUGAUAGCGAUAGAAAAGCAAAAAUUGAUGCUGAGGUUGGAGCAAGGGAAUCUAAAAUGUUAGGAGUUGAUAGAGGGUUGAAAGCUGAACAGGAUGAAUGGACACUACUAGACUGCUGCUUUGGUGUACCGCUGUUUGAUGCAGAAGCCAACUCACAGAUAUGUGAAGCCAUUGUCUCCACAGAGCUGUGGAGGAGAGAAAGUCUUGAGAAACUUACAACAUCCAGCCGGAGACUUUGCCUUCGGUUGCUGGACUUCAUUGCACGUAACCAGGACCUGCCUGUUCUCCCUGAAGAAGUCGAUGCGACAUCGAGCAAACGUGGAAGUUUUCCAUCAGUAGCCAUGCCAACGAGGUGUUUAAAAUUUAGCGAAGGACAAUUACAACAAUGGAAUGGCAAGUAAAUGCAGUACAUAUUUUGUUAUUUGAAGUACUUAGGUAUGUUAUGAAAACGUAGAUCAGGUCUCCGAGAAUGCCCAGAUAUACAAACCACUUCAUAUCCCUAUUUUAUCAGUGAACAUUUGUAGGCAACUUUUCUUUGGUCACGCUCCAUUCAGAAUGAUGUUUUCACGAGAAUGGAAUGUUUUGUGGCAAAUCCUUCUAUAUCCUUCCACAGUCGUCUUGUUAUGUUCCCAUGCUUUCCCUAAUCUCUUUUGCAUAUCUUCUGUCAUUUAGUUUCUUCAUCUAGGUCUUGGUCUCUCCAGUGCUUUCUUUAUGUGACAGUUUUUCAGUAUGGGUUUUGAGAAAUGGAGAAAGUAACGUUUUAAGAAAAAGUAAGUGUAGUUCUAUAAAUGUGUUAGACCCCAUUAUCAUUAAAUUUUCACUGUUGUGGCAUAUUAAUUUGCAUUUACAGUAAGCAUAGAGGAAAAUCACCUUCAUACACAAUUAUGAGGCUUUGGAGACCUAGAGAUAUACAAAGCUUCAUUCAGAAGUACGUAGAUGAGAUUUUUUUAACACGUCAUAAUUAAGGUAUAGUUGUUUAUAAUUUUAAAAAAUUCAACUGCAAUAUAAAUAUUUUAAAUUUGGUAUAUUAGAUUGUCAUCAGCAAAUAAAACAUAAGAUGAAAAUUUAGACAUUCUCCAAUUUUGACGUAAUCUUUCUUGAGGCAAAAUUCAGUUUCAAGAGACUUGAGCUCAAAACUAAAGAUGUGGCAACUGUGUCUAUAAUGUGGAAAUUCCAAGUACUUACAUUCAUCACGUUUUCACAAAUGUGUGAAAAUAUGAUUGUUGACUGUGCAUAUUGUUUUAAUUGUUAAGACUUGCCUCAGAAAGGUGAUUUUAUCCCUUUAACACAUGAUGGUAACAAUAUGUAGACUUACUUUUAACAGUCAGUAACUCUGUAUUUUGAACACACAUGGAUUUUCUGUUUAUCUCUAUAAUGGAGAUGUGUUGUGUUCUCUUUGGAGUAGGAACUGAAUGUUUAAAUACUAUUCAGACAAACAUAAUGCUUCAUUGGGUUAAAAUGAAAGUUCAAUAAUAUUUACAUUUAGUGGAUCAAGCCCACAUUCCUGCAUUUUUUCAUCUUACAACCAUGUAUUCGAAAUUGCAUUCCAUAAGCUGUGCAUGGAUUAAAAUGAAAUGAAAUUUCAAAAAGCAUUUAAUAUUAAUAGGUAUUUUAUAUGAUUUUAGUCUAAUAGGAGCACACAGGUUUAUACAUAGAAUUGGACAUGUAUUGCUACAAUAGUGUGCUUCAUAAUAAACAACUAGCUAGUCAUUUUAAAUAAUCAAACCAAGACAAAGUACACUAAUUAGAAGUAAAUAUAGUAGUUAUAACAAAGGAUAUAUUCACUUAGGAUUAAACAUUCCUUGAACAUCAAGACAGAAUAUCGUAAUUAUUUUUUUUUUUUUGUCCAUUGAAUUUGUGCUUUGACAUUCUGUAGGGGUAGGUGCUGUUAUUGAAGCAACAUUUUGUUCCCACUGUGUGCACUAGAAUCUCAGGUUCCUGCUUAAAUUGAAGUAUACAUUUUUAAUUCAUUUUAUUUUCUCAGACCUACAGAGAAAUGUCUGUUAUGACUUGUUAAUAUAAAGGAUUAUUGUGAAUUUCUGUUAAUGAACUGCAAAAUCAGCUCAUCCCAAGAAAACAAGCAUCCACAUUUAUCAAUCCCUGUGUGGGUGUGUCUCUUGCUGUUGUGGCAUUAAUUACUUGAGCUCCUCAGUUCCUUCCUUAUCAUACCAUUCUCAUAUCCAAACUGGUUCUCAGCUUCCUGCCCAUCAGAUAUCAGUUUUAACACAGAUAUAACUCCAAAUUCUAGUGAAAACUUAAUAAUUCUUUGAGCGUUGAAUUACAUUUAUUUUUCUGUCUGCUCUGACCAUUCCGUAUCUUACUGGACACUUGACUUGUCAUGGAGACUCAAUUUCAAGUGACUUGAAGUGAGAUCCAUGGUGGAUGAAGUACUGAAACAACAUUUUCUCUGAGUUCUUUAAUUUAUCUCUGCUAAUAUCAUUCCACCAUUGUUCCAUACUCAUAUCACUACCCCACAAUUUGUAUGAUAGCCCUUAUCAGGCAGCACAUUAUUGUAGCAUUGAUCACGAGUUGAAGCUUCAUGUCUGACCUGACACAGAUAGGUCUCAGAUAAAGGCAGUUGAUGAGAAUUCUGUCUUUCUAUUUUUAAUUCAAAGGACAGAAAUGAACAAAAGGUACUAGUACUUGCAGUUAUGUUUUCUGACCAUCAGUGACUUCGGUAUGUUAAAUAUACUCUAAUUUUUCAUCAUUAGAGACUGGUGUAAUGAGCGAUAUGAAUUGGUAAAUAAGUCUCACACUUAUUAUUGGUUGAAAAUUAGUAUUGCCUAGUUAAACAGUUCGAACCAUCAUAAUGUCAAUGGCUUUGCAAGAAUUGUGUGCUGUUUUAUAAAAAUUUAAUAAGACUAGCAGUCGGAUGUGUGUUCCCAAAACAGAGAGCAGGUGAGAGGUCUUGAAAAUUCAUUAUGUCACAUGGUUGUGCAUUCUUAUAACAUUUGUACGUAUUACACGCAAUAAAAACUAGCUGUUGCGCACUGGAUAAAUUGAAUCAUGGCAUACUUAUCAGAAAUUGUCAUUGGCAGAGGACAUGUUAAUGUAAAAUUGCAGUAAAACAUAAAACUAUAUAAAUAUAUUGUGAAACCAUAUAUGCAGUAUGUAAACUGAAGGUUAAAAUCAUUGACAAAAAACCUGGCUAAGAAAACAUAUUUAAAUGGCCAAAAGAAUAUGACUAAUUUAAAAUCAGUGACUCAGAUCAUGGCGUAGUUCAUAGGCAUUUCAUGUGACCAACCGUAAGUAAUGCCCAUUACACAAACAGCUCAAAGAAAAGAUGAAGGAAUUGUAAAUGAAGAUCAGUGGUGCUUGUACCAAAAAAAAGCAUUCUUUACCAGUGAGGUAUCUUCUUGAUUUGUAUCAGGGAAGUACUGGGUUCAGUUCUUGGCUCAGAUAUUGGCCAUCAUGUCUGAGGCUUAUUCUUUAUAGUUGAAAAUAUUUUUGUCCUGCUUUGUAUAAUAAAACUUCUGUUUCAACCAAGCACAUGAAAUAUAAGGUUCCUGAGUUACAAACUUCAGUUAAAUUAAAAGAACAAUGUGCAGAACUUAAAUAUAACAUACAAUAGGAGAACAUAGGAAGGCCAGAAAUACAGUGAUCAGAAAUAUUGCUUUUAAUGGCUGGAGGAAAGAAUUUGAAGAGUCUGAAACUGGAGUGUUCUUGUCAAGGGUGUGUAAUGGUUGUGACUGAGAAUCAUGUACAUGUGGAUAUUCAAGAAUUUACUGUAUUUGGUUAAAUCAUGUUAUAGAUAUAUAUUUAAGACUUGUUUAUUCUUUGUAAUUGAUUCCUAUUAUUUAAUUUAAGUGCUGCUGGAAAGAACAUUGAUAUGCAUAUGUAUAAAUUAAGUUGGUGCUUUGAUUUUCCUGUAAUUUGUACUUCAAAAUGUGAAUGUUUUAAUCAUUAUUUCUGAGGGACUUUGUAAAAUUGAGAAUUGACUGAAUUGGUUGUUAGGGACACUAAACAUUCCUUUUCCUCUGUGGCGGUGUAGUUGCUAAGAUUUAAAAAUGGUACACGUACGGGACCUUGUCUUUAUAUAAUCUGUAUAUACUGUGGUAUCCCAGACUAGGAGGAAGUUUUACAGAAUCUGUAAUUUAAUGUCCAGAAUCUCUCAUUAUAUCUGACAUAGACAUGUAUUUCAUUCCAAGUGUGUGACAAAUUAUGUUGCAUGUACUAUGUAUAUAAUUUAUGCUAGGUCUGUGUGAAAAGAAGGGAAACUAUUAAAAUACAAGGACACUAAUAUGUUGUCCAAUAAUAAAUAUCAGAAAUUGCUAAGCUUUUGUAUAGCAUGUGUUGAUUCUGACAUGUUUCAUUUUAUGUUAGAACAUUAUUGGGUAAUAUUCCAGGUUUUCAUGACUUGUUUAUGUAUUUUUUCCACAAAGUAAAUAAAAUUAACAUAAAUUUAUAAUGGCGAGCUCAUGCCUAUAUGAUCACAUGUUGACACCCAGAACUACUGAAUGGAUUUUCACUAAACUUGGGAAUUGGUUGGAAUCUACACUAAAUUUGUCAGUUGUAUUUAAUUUUAGUUAAUAUUGGUCCAAUGUGACCCCUACUUUAUGUGACAUUCAAAUGCAGUUUUAUUGAGUUUGUCAGAAAGUGCCAUGCAAAAAAAGAAAUAAACUAAAAUAAGCCACAUAACAUACAGACAUUAGUAGAAAGUACAUCCUUUACUUGAAACAAGAAAAUGUUUAAGCAUGGGGUAGCAGAACAUAACUAAUGACAGAAUCUUGCUUAGUUACUUUGCUCAUAAAUUAUUAUUUACCAUUCAGUAUGGUAGUAUACCACUAAAUCAUUAUAUCUUAGAGUUAAAAUCUGGCAGUAGUCUAGUGAUAUGGGGGUGUUAAACCUGGGUUAAGAAAUUACCUCUUAUGGAAUCUAAAUGUUCAUCACUGUUAUCACAAAAUCCCUCCAUUGGACACACAUUUAGCUAUCUAGAUCAAUCCAGUUUGCAUUUUCACAGCUGUUUCUGUACGAUGCAUUUUAACAUUAUGCUGUCGGUAAAAUGGCUGGGUGGCUUGAAUCUGAAUCCUAGCAAUUUACUUAUAAGUUAAUUUAUUAGUGAUUUAAAAGUCUUGAGUUUAUGCUAUAUUAAGUACACGUUAAAUUACCAACAUGUUGCAUAUUGUAAACAUUCGUCGGUAUGUAAUCAUGUAAAUUGGUAUCUUGGUUUUCUGGCAGUAUGGGCCCAGUUGCAUUUACUGUUGUCCUCUAGCAUAACUAGGACAAGCUUUGUCACAACAUUAACUGGACCUAUAAAAGUACAUCCAAGAAAAUAGAAAACUGUUACAUACUUUAUUAGUAACACCUUCAAAUAUAUUCUAACAUAUUUCUCAUGAUAUAAGAUUGACUUUACUAUUGUUAUACUGUAGCUCUAUUUUUAUACUAUUGCUGUAAAGAAUGAAAGGUAUAUAUACUGAUUUAUGUCUGUAAAAUAUUGUAUGAUAUAUAUAAUAUACAAAUUUGUUGAUAUUAUGUACAUAAUUUUUACAUUUUACUAAUCAUUGUAAUAUCAAAAGACAACCAAUAAAAAUGGCUAACCUUCAGCGCUGGGACAAGGUAUGUUUGUGUCCGAGUAGAAAAUUUUAAUGUUACAGGCUGAAAAAACAUGAUGUGAAUUUAAUAACAUUUAUAUACAUGUAUUAUCAGACAUUAAUCAGAGCUUUUUCCUAUUUGCAUUCCCUGUUUUUAAUAUUACGUGUAAAAGUUUGGGUUGCUCAGCUGCUUUAUCCUUGUCCCAGCUCUGCCAAGCUGCCUGUGUAAGUAAAUCA
Molecule: messenger RNA, 8256 nt
Organism: Zootermopsis nevadensis
Lineage: Eukaryota; Metazoa; Arthropoda; Insecta; Blattodea; Termopsidae
Product: protein FAM91A1
Source: RefSeq, a predicted model, not a curated record